Molecule: messenger RNA, 243 nt
Organism: Alternaria hordeiaustralica
Lineage: Eukaryota; Fungi; Ascomycota; Dothideomycetes; Pleosporales; Pleosporaceae
Exons: 1
Molecular function (GO): protein binding
Source: RefSeq, a predicted model, not a curated record
UGUUAUGAUCUCGACGUCGACAUACUGGCUAUCCUACUCCCGCGCGACCGCACUUGCACCUACGCUCUCAGCAUGGCUCGCUUUGCCGACCUUCCUACUGAGCUCGAGCUCCAAAUCGCGUCACAUCUCUCCUCCAAAGAUCUCGCCUCCUAUGCGCGCAUCGGCAAAGUCCAAGCCAAGGUCGCACGCGAGCAUCUCUACUCCGCACCGACGAUCGAACAACCAAUGAGGGGCAUCGGCUAA